Molecule: messenger RNA, 984 nt
Organism: Sitodiplosis mosellana (orange wheat blossom midge)
Lineage: Eukaryota; Metazoa; Arthropoda; Insecta; Diptera; Cecidomyiidae
Product: ionotropic receptor 75a-like
Exons: 3
Coding region: 1-984 (327 amino acids)
Cellular component (GO): membrane
Molecular function (GO): ligand-gated monoatomic ion channel activity
Source: RefSeq, a predicted model, not a curated record
AUGAACGAUCCGGUUAAUUCAAAUGUUGAUGUAGCCACUAAGUCAAGCUAUCCGAUGAUGAUGAAUUUGGGUCAAGACUUAAAUUAUACAUGCAAUGUCAUGCAAGUGGACAGUUACGGUUGGUUGGUCAAUAAUACAUGGGACGGAGUAAUGGCUUUGUAUGCUAAACAUAAAGUCGACCUAUUGCUUCAUGGCACAAGCAUGCGAGCGGACCGGAUGAAAUAUGUUGAAUUCACCACGGAAUUGUGUACAAUUGACACACCAAUAAUAUUUCGACAACCAUCGUUGGCUUCGAUCUCAAAUAUAUUUGUUUUGCCACUUCGGUUGGAUGUUUGGCGAGCGUGCAUCGUUGCAAUGAUUGUUGUGUGGCUGUUGAUGUUGUCACAAUACAUUUACCCGGAAGUGCGACAACGAAUGUCGUAUCUCGAUAUCGUUGGAUUUAUCUGCGGAGCGGCGUGUCAACAAGCAACGCAUUUGGAUUCACAUCUACGUAAAACCUCUGGGCGUAUUCUCGUUCUAACCACAUUCUUUUUAGCACUGUUCGUGUUCAUUUCGUAUUCGGCAAAUAUUCUGGUGCUUUUGCAAAGUCCCAGCCAUGUCAUCAAAAAUAUUGACGAUUUAAUCGCAUCGCCGAUGAGGCUUGGACUGCAAGAUGCACGAUACGUUCGUUUCAACUUUCGAUAUGAGAAUGUCAGCAUCUUGAAGCAUGUGUAUCAAACGAAAAUCAAACCGUAUGGCGAACAUGGAUGGAUAUAUGAUCCGGCCAAAGGCGUUGAAAGGGUUCGCACCGAAUUGUUUGCUUAUCAACUGGAAAGCGCUACCGCAUACAAAUUGAUCAAAGAAACAUACUCCGACGAUGAAAAAUGUAGCUUGAGCGAAAUCACAAUACUACGCGUACCAAGGUUGACGGCUACCAUCGCUCGGAAUAGCCCGUACAAGGAAUUGUUUCGACAACGGUACGGUGUUUAUGUCGAUAAAUCAUGA